This is a messenger RNA of Aspergillus wentii DTO 134E9, 1524 nucleotides long. RefSeq lists its product as uncharacterized. The transcript is spliced from 4 exons. Gene Ontology annotation, molecular function: transmembrane transporter activity. Gene Ontology annotation, biological process: transmembrane transport. Bases 1 to 1524 code for a protein of 507 amino acids. The record is from RefSeq and is a predicted model, not a curated record. Lineage: Eukaryota; Fungi; Ascomycota; Eurotiomycetes; Eurotiales; Aspergillaceae.
AUGACAGUAACAGAAACCACCUCUUUAGCCUCAUCAGCCAACAAAGAAAUCACAGACGAUGUAUUCGACAGCUCCGUUUUCGACCCGGUGUUGGCGAAAAAGUUGACUCUGGUCAACACGGCCAUUGACCAAAUCGGCAUGACUCCAUUCCAAUGGAAGCUCUUCUUUCUCAACGGGUUUGGAUAUGCCGUUGAUUCGCUUUUGAUCAUCUGCCAAUCUAUCGCCCAGCCAGCUGUUGCGACUGAGUAUGGUGCCCCGAACAAGAAGCUGGCCGGAAUUGCCCUUGCAUCCCAGAUUGGCCUGCUGGUGGGCGCUGCCGUUUGGGGUCUGUCUGCUGAUAUCAUCGGGCGUCGAUUUGCCUUUCAUUCCUCCUUGCUGCUGGCGGCGGUGUUUGCCAUUAUCGCAGGUGGAAUGCCGGGAUAUAUUUCGUUUGCAACUUUGGUGGCCUUGUACUCGGCAGCCGUCGGGGGGAAUUAUAUCCUCGAUUCAACGACUCUGCUGGAAUUUCUUCCAGCACGCAAGUCGUGGCUGGUAACUUUCAUGUCCAUCUGGUGGGCUGUUGGGUACACCAUUGCCGGAUUGCUGGCAUGGGCAUUCAUGAGCAACUUCAGCUGUGCCUCAACUGCGACACCGGCUACGUGUGCGCAUCACGAGAACAUGGGAUGGCGAUACCUGCAUUUCACCAUUGGCGGGCUAGUGCUUGUUCUCAGUCUGCUGCGGGUGUUUGUGAUCCGCAUGGUGCAGACGCCGAAAUGGCUGAUAUCGCAGAAUCGUGACGAAGAAGUCAUUACCUUUUUGACCGGGUUGGCAGGGAAGUAUAAUCGUCAAUUCAGUCUGACCUUGAACGAUCUCCUCAAUGAAGGCGACGUCAUUCAUACAGAUCAGUCGGCCUGGUCGUCUGUCCGACUGUUAGAGCAUUUCAGCGGACUGUUUCAAACGAGAAAGCUCGGCUGGUCGUAUAUCAUCAUCAUCCUUAACUGGUUCGUGAUUGGUAUCGUCAGCCCUCUUUACCACGUCUUUCUUCCGUAUUAUCUCAAAUCCCAGGGCGUCAAGGUCAAGAGCAGCUCGAACUAUAUCAUCUGGAGAAACUACGCGAUCAACCAGGCCGUGGGACUAGUCGGUCCCAUCAUUGCUGGUCUUUUAGUCGAAACCAAGAUCUUUGGUCGUCGAGGUACCAUGGCCCUUGGUGCGUUGCUCACCAUGGUGCUGCAGUUUGGAUACACGCAGAUCAAAACUCCAGCGCAGAAUGUGGGUGUUUCUGCUGCCAUUUCUGCUGCGACGAAUAUCUACUACGGAACAAUGUACGCAUAUACCCCUGAAAUCCUGCCAUCUGCACACCGCGCCACGGGAUAUGCAAUCUGCGUGAUGUUUAACCGGCUCGGGGGUAUUCUGGGUGUGAUUAUUGGAAGCUAUUCGAAUGUCGAGACGACAACGCCACUGUUCGUGUGUGCUGCUUUGUUUGCUUUGUUGAUUAUCCUCAGCCUUCUUCUUCCUUUUGAGAGUCGUGGGAAGAGAACGCAGUAG